Molecule: messenger RNA, 1978 nt
Organism: Anopheles cruzii
Lineage: Eukaryota; Metazoa; Arthropoda; Insecta; Diptera; Culicidae
Exons: 5
Coding region: 77-1666 (529 amino acids)
Biological process (GO): spermatogenesis
Molecular function (GO): metal ion binding
Source: RefSeq, a predicted model, not a curated record
AUUUCGAAAUUUAUGCAAAGUUUCUCGUGAAUUUUUCGAGAAGCAAAUCGGUUUUGCAAACACCAUCCACCAAACGAUGUUAGGAAAGGUAAAACUUUUGGAGAAUCGUUUAUUUCAAGCAUCGGAGGAUGAAAGUAAGCAGAUGCCAAAUAUCCUCAAGGAAUACGAAGAACUCAUGACUAUGAGCAAGGCAGUGCAAAAUUUUGUUUGCGAUUGGAAAGAGCUGUUGUUUGAAGAGUGCAAGAAUGUCACCAAGCAACAAUCUUACCUCCAAGAAGAAGCAGCUGCUGAGCCGAUGUCGGACUACAUCAAACCAUUGAUCAAGUAUGAACCAAAUCAAGCCAUUAAACUAUUGAUCGUUUACAUUCCUCCGUCCCUUGAGAACGUCGUUUACGCAAUUGACGUCGAGGAAAACGAUGAUAAAUGGUGUAAGCAGCUUCAGAACGACCAGAAACCCAUACUUACGAAACUACCCUCAGCUGGUGUGGUAUUUUGUGUGCUUCUGGAUGGAUUUUGGUUUCGCGCGGUACGCAGUUCCUCUAUUGCGUCUAGCCAGAAUAAAAGCUUCUUUUAUAUGCUAGACACGGGAGAAACUGUAUCAUACGAUGACACACUUACAAUUGCCGAACUACCUUCAUCGUGUCAAAAUAAACCAUCAAGAGUGAUGAGAUGUCGUAUUCGAUCUGAUGUGAGGGAUCCAAUGUUCAAACAAUUCGACGAACUGGAAUGCCGCGUUAUUUCCAUCGAUGAAAGUAACAUGGUUAAUGUUGAAGUGCAGCAUAAUCCGAACACGCCAGCGCCAGUCGAAGAAAGAAACCCUCUACAAAAUCCAACGGCGGAAGAGGUAGAGCAGUGGAACGAAUUACCGGAGACUACGACCAAUGCAACGAAAGCGCUGCUGGGUUUCGUUCCAAAGGAUGAUGCCACUAUCUGCAAAUUUUACAACCCACGAACGAAACGUUGCUUUAAGGGAAGCAACUGUCGACUACGGCAUGUCGAGCGGGAUCCGAACGGAUGGACACUGGAUAAAGAUACUAUUGUGGUCGACGUAAAGGCGCAAAUGGAAGUUCCCCAACCAAACACCCGAGUAACAUUACAACCCACGUAUGUUGAUGAUGUGAACCUUUUCUACGCGCAAAUAGUUCCAGAAUGCCAAGCAGUUCGCUCGGACAUCGAAUCCUUGCCGUAUAAAUUGAAUGACCCUGAUUCAGUAGCUCUGUAUAGAGAGAUUAAACGCUUUCCGUGUUCUGGUGAGUUGGUGCUGGCAAUGUACGAAAAUCAGUGGUAUCGCGCAAAAGUAAUCGACUUCUUCGAAGAUAACACGGCAUAUGUGUUCUACGUUGACUAUGGUAAUACGGCUACGGUUAGAAUGAAUGAGUUACGAUUAUGGGAAGAAAGAUUCAGCUACGUGCCAUUCCUUGCGGUAGGGUGCACAAUUGCAAACGCCCAGCGUGUUAAGGAAUGUCACAUCGAAGCUAUCGAACAGCUGCAAAACGUCCUUAUAGAUAAGGAAAUCGAUGCCUUGAUUAUCAACAACGAUCAGCUAUGGGAAGUGCAAAUAUUCGACGAGGAUGGAUGUGAUAUCGGCCAAUAUUUUAUAGAUACCCACCUAGCGCUUCCACGACAGUCAAACGAAUUCGAUAUUAACUCUGCUCUCCCCGGUUGAAGCACAGACUUUUAAUGUUCGUUCUAUUUCCAACAACUUCAUUUCCGACCACAAACAUAAGUUUUUUUUUUCAUUUCCGAGCCAUCAAUCAAUUAAAUAAUAGCAUAUUGCUCGUACAAAAGGUCCCUUAUUUUGUAGUAAUCUUCAGAGAUACAACCUUCAAUCGUCACUCGUCCGGUAUCGACUCGUCGUAAGGCUACAGUUCCAUUACUGCACCACAAAACACCCCCAGAAAACUCGGACGCAAUGUUGCUUCUCAUUAACACCUGUUUGAAGUCGAUCAAUUUCAACUCGUUAAUAAACACCGGAUUG